Messenger RNA from Linum trigynum, 2683 nucleotides. NCBI's taxonomy places the organism in Eukaryota, Viridiplantae, Streptophyta, Magnoliopsida, Malpighiales, Linaceae. The record is from the annotation of a GenBank genome assembly.
GAGGCGACCGUCGACACGUAUUUAGUAACGUCGAUUGCUUAAUUCACAUAAACGACAGCUUUUUGGGAGGGCUGGAAAUUAGUAAGUUCAAAGCUGUAUUGUCCGUUGCUCAAACGCAAUUUUAAUUUUUGCUUCUCAUCGCCACAUUGUCCGGUCUCUCUCUCUCUCUCUCUCUCUCUCCCCGUCGCCUCGCCUACUUCCUUCUCCACUCGAAUAUUCUUUACUUCGCGAGUUGGGUAAACUGGAAAACCAGAGUCACAGGGCGUAAAGUAAUGGCGUUUCCCCGGGAAUCCUUGUUUGGUUUCCUUCGGCGGGGAUGAACAGGUCCGAAUGUUUGAUUGAAAUUGUGAAGCAAACAGUUUUCUUUUCUAGAGUUUAGGGUUUAGCCAAUUGGAGGGAGAGAUCAAUUGAAGGGGAAGGAGGAAGGCGGGGAAGGGAUGUCUCUGCGGAUAAAGGUGGUGGUGGACAAAUUCGUGCAGGAGUUGAAAGAAGCACUGGACGCCGACAUUCAAGACCGUAUUAUGAAGGAGCGGGAGAUGCAGAGUUACAUCGAAGAGCGCGAGCGCGAGGUUGCGGAGCGUGAAGCUGCUUGGAAGGCCGAGCUUUCUCGCCGGGAGGCAGAAAUAGCAAGACAAGAAGCAAGGCUGAAGAUGGAGAAGGAGAAUCUUGAGAAAGAGAAAAGCGUGCUAAUGGGAACAGCAUCAAACCAAGAUAAUCAAGAUGGAGCCCUUGAAAUAACUGUGAGCGGGGAGAAAUAUCGUUGCCUGAGGUUCUCCAAGGCCAAAAAAUGAGGGAAGGAUGCUGUUUAAUGUCCAGGUCAGAUCAGGUCCCGUAGGAAUCCUUGCAGUGCAAGUAGCAUAUAGUUUUAUUUUAUGCCUUGGGCUCAAUUCGGACGCGCUGCCACUGUAAAUGUUGGGGGGUCUCUGGGUUAUUUGUUGCACUUGAUUCUCGUUCUACUGGAGAAUUGAAUAUCGGUGACAUCAUAUGUGAGACGAUUGCAUCUCAAGUGCUAAAAACUAAAAAGCAUGGUCCAUGAAACUGUACCAUACCGGCGGUUCAACCACGAAGUAUCAGUAUUGAAGGCUAAAUCGGUAGGUCGUAUAUAACGGUCUAACGGUUGAACUACGGUUAUAUCACGAUUUUAUCAUAGAAUAUUAUACCGCUGACUUUUUCGGUACGAUAUCCGGUAUGGUUUCAUGGAUCAUGGUUAAAAGUAGAACUCAACUUAGGGGUCGUUUGGAAGUUGUGAAUGCUAAAUCGCUGUAUUAUAAUGAAUCACUACAAUAUAAAUACAUGCAUUGAUUCAAUAGAUGCAUUUUGACAAUACAUUGUUUGGUUGUCGAGAUUUUAGUUUAUGUAUUGAUUUGCAUAAAGUUACUUUAUAGGGAAAUGUCACAUUUACCCUCACUUUUUAGUACAAAACAAAAAAUAUUGGUGAUAUAAAUGGAAAGAAAAAGUGGACACAAAUCUAAAAGGAACAAUCACAACAAUCUCAACUUUUAGUUGAGAUUGUAUAAUGCAUCAUUUUUCGUGAUUGUUGAUGGGGCCUACACAAAACAAUACAUGCAUUGUUUUAUUGACACUUCCAAACAUUGUAUUGUAUAUAAUACAUAUAUUUAACAAACACAACUCUAACAAUCACAACUUCCAAACGACCUCUUAGUUUGUAGGCUAGAAAGAGGACAGUAUAGUACAUUAUCAUCCAACCACAUCUUCACUAGCGGGAAAAUAAAAAAGAAGCUCCUGUCCCCACUGCAUCGCUAGCCGCCGCCCCCCCGACAUCAUCGUUCCUUGUUCCUUAGCACAAUAGAUCUCCAAUUGGCUUUUCAAAUGCUAUACUUUGCCACUAAAAAUAAUUGAAUAUAAACCGAUUAAAUGCAAUGAGUAGAUGUCGUUUAUAAGACCAACUUAACUAUGCUGAUUAAAUUUGUUUAAGUUUGAUUUGAAUGAUGAAUUUUUGGGGCAUCAAUAAUAUUGAGGUAUGUCUGUGUAUACUCCAUUGUUGUCCAACCGUCUCCAGCACGACAUCAUCUAAGGAGGGUCAACAUAAGUGUCUCUUGUCAAUACCAAUCAAGCAUGACAGUAGUGAGUAAGAACAACAACUAGAAGUGUCGCCUAGAGGUCAAGAGACACGGAUCCAAAAGGAGAUUUCUAGGCUUUGGGAGGGCCAUUGCUCUACUCCUAUCUCUUGUAUCUUUCCAUUUGAAUAAUAAUCUAUGUAGGAUGUUAGUAGUAUGUGUGUGUUUUCCUAGGUAAGUAUUUACUAGAACUUUCUAUUUGAAUCAUUAGUACUUAUUGUUCAAUUUUUACUUUUGUGGGCGUGACUUAUCUUUUAUUCUUAGUUCUUUUCUCGUGGACGUUUCUCAAAGAUCAAACCCACCUUACCUUUCAAUCCCACAAUCACUCGACUUCGACAAAUCGGUAAACUCGUUCCCAUAUCCUUUUUUUUUUGGGCAGAGCGUUCCUCUAUCCUUCACCCGUGCUCACAUUGGGCACAAUAUGUUCCUUAAGUGUGUGUGUUGGGAGGGGGGGGGGGGUUGUUGUGCAUAAAUGCUUGUGUGGAAUGUUGUUAUCGAACGUGCUCUCUUGUGCUAUGUAUGUGUGAAUGCUUGAACAAGGGAGAUAAAGUGUGCCUUUUAGAGUGAUUGUGGACUAUGAUUUAGAAUAAUUGGACCACUUGGAG